AAUGCGCGCGCGCUAAUCACGCGUGAAAUUAUGCGCAGUAGGGAUGCGCAAUGCAAUACUGGGGCAUGACCUUAAGAGAGGUAUGGUCUGACCAUCCUGUAAACAAACAUUGGCAGGCUGUAAGUAGAAGGUAAUACAGUCGAACCUGCACUAGCGGCCAUCUCUCUUCAACGGUCACUUGUUUUGGUCUCGGCGGAGAAUCCAUACAUUCACUCUUAUUUUAACCUCUCUACAACGGCCACCUCUCCGAAACGGCAACAGCCACUAAAACCCGUCCAACUGUCAAACAACCUCUCAACAACGGCCAGUGAAUCAACGACUGACGAACAAUGUAUGCAAAACUGCAUUUCUUAUUAAUUCAUACCACGCGUCAUUGGUCUCUGUUUGAUCGACUUUAUUUUCAUUGUGUUACGUGUUUACAUGCUGCUAUAAGCAUUUUAUUUAGAUAAAAAUGUUGCACCCCCCUCCCCAUAACGGUCACCUUUCGACAACGGCCACUUUCCUCUGUCCCCAAGGUGGCGGUUGUGGAGAGGUUUGACUGUAAUUUGAAAUUAUGUUCACUCGGAACCGCCUAUAACUGUUAUUGUUGUACGAUUUCUGGUAGAUUCUUUUGGACAGAGAUCUUCAAGCUGUAAAGAGUCUUGGUCAAGUGUGUAAGGAUCGAGUCACACUGGCAUCGACUUUACUAAAAAUCUUUCGUCAUGAGAAAGAAGAAAUUUUCCUGUUAAAAACUAUGAACUCAUUAGAAAUAGAGAAGCAAGAAGAAGUAUCCACGUUGUUUCGAGGAACUUCUUUAACCACUACACUUAUGGACCAGUAUAUGAAAAUGGUCGCGAUACCUUAUCUACAGAAAACUAUUGGUGACGUCGUAGCAAAAAUUCUGGAAUGUAAGCAGUCUUGUGAGUUAAAUCCAGCUAAACUAGAGAAGGGUGCCGAUACUGUAGUGAACCUUAAACAGCUGCUAGAAUUCUUAUUUGAGGGAGUUGAUGCUAUUGUUAAGUCGCCUGAGAACUGUCCGAGAACUUUGCGGUAUUUAUUUUGCUGCUUGCAGCAAAAUGUGAAAGAUAGAUGGUCGGACAAUGAAAUAGUUAGAAGCCGUGUUGUCAGGUGAGGUUUUUGUCACUGUUUGGUUUUAUACACAACCCUCAUUGGUUGUUACAAUUGGUUAUACGCACGGGUAGGUAUAUAUUUUACAUAUGGUUGUCAUUUAGCAUACAUUAUCUAUAGCCUUCGACCGUUUUUUACCCAAUUCCGUUUUUAUUUGCUGAUAAACUGAUGCGCCUCCUCGGUUCAUUCUCGGUUAAACACGCGCGCAAAAGGUAAGCAUUUAUUUACGUUUUUCACGUCGCUUUUACGGCGAAGCAGUGAAGCUAAAAACCACACGAAUUGCAAUAACGGCCUAGAUACCUCAUGGGUAAAGAGGAAAAACACGCCUGAAGCAAGGUAGGCUUAUUUUUUUUCAUACUCCUUCGAAGACGCCUUUCUUAAGCUUGAGAAUAUAACCGUUUUUUCUAAUAAAAAUCCCAACAUUUCCAACCCUGCGCAGCCUGAGUACUACAGUAUGUACAGGGACGCUCAUUUGCGAGUUUGGGUCAACUGUGUUGAGAGCGGUGCAGCUAGAGAGCAGCAUGGUUGCCAUCAAAAUUAUGGUAGAUAACCUUCUGUAUUGUUCUUCUUUGAUCUGGAAUGAUUGUGUUAAAAUAUUUCUUAAUCAAUGUUGGGCGUCGGGGCGCCCAUUGGUUCCUUUGAACAAAAAUUUAGUCGCCCGCACUCGUAACUUAAUCUUCUCAAACGACCGGGCGACUGGUGAAUUUAUGACGGGCAGACUUGAAUCUGCGACCUCGUGCUUUGACUGUUCGUUGAGUACAUUCGUUGAUGCAAAGGGAAGCGUUUGAAGGGAGUAUAUUCGAUGAUGCAAAGGAAAGCGUUCGAAGUGGUUGAUUGUACUAGUUCUUCUCCCUAAAACUGCGACGAAAGCGCGCCAUUUCGUUCGUGACGAAUUUUUAACGUCCAGGCGUUCCUAGUUGAGGCGAAGAGCCUGAAAACUUGUUAUUCAUCGUUCGAUGUAAUGCCUGGUUACUAUGUUGCGGAUGUCCCAAUAACGCAACAACGAAUUCUUCAAGUAAACCUGUGUUAAAUGAAGAAAUACGUGUUAACAAAUACUGGAAACAGAUCAAGCAUAUGUCAAAGUUUACGGGCAUGAUGUUUGAUAAGUUUAUUCUAUUAAAGAGCUUAAACUGUGGUCUGUGGGUAAGACUUUGAAGUGCUUUUCGUUUCACUGUUGUGCGGUUCGAAUGCUACCUGUUUCGAACCCAAUUGAGUUCGCACCCCUGAACUCAUUGUUGACUGUUAAAAUUUCCGCAUAAUCCAGUGUGUUUUCCGCAUGAUCGAAGUAUUUUGCCCCCGAAAAUUUCCGCAUAAUUUGUUUUUUUUUUUUCCCGCACCUUGUCAGAUGGCAUGUGAUUUUCCUCGUGCUCUGUCUUGCUCAUUCCUCUCGGUGGCAUCUACUGUAUGACGCUUACUAUUAAAAUAAAGGUUUCAUAUACCAAUUUUAUUCUUUGGGUUCGAACACUAGAGAGAUUUUUAUACCGCUCGCCGCACGUUCAUGCAAUCUAGUUGACUGU
Orbicella faveolata is the source of this 2624-nucleotide messenger RNA. Its product is annotated as ras GTPase-activating protein 1-like. Gene Ontology annotation, biological process: regulation of GTPase activity. Lineage: Eukaryota; Metazoa; Cnidaria; Anthozoa; Scleractinia; Merulinidae. The record is from RefSeq and is a predicted model, not a curated record. Gene Ontology annotation, molecular function: protein binding.